Aphis gossypii (cotton aphid) is the source of this 1687-nucleotide messenger RNA. Its product is annotated as heat shock 70 kDa protein 14-like. Bases 161 to 1654 code for a protein of 497 amino acids. The record is from RefSeq and is a predicted model, not a curated record. Gene Ontology annotation, molecular function: ATP-dependent protein folding chaperone; ATP binding. Gene Ontology annotation, cellular component: nucleus; cytosol. The transcript has 10 exons. Lineage: Eukaryota; Metazoa; Arthropoda; Insecta; Hemiptera; Aphididae. Gene Ontology annotation, biological process: protein folding.
AAUAGUAUAAUGUGAUUUGUAUAUUGUAAUAACUAUUACUUUGUUUGUAUAAAAUUCUAAUUUCAGUAUUUUGUAGUAACUAUUUUAUAGUUUUUUUUUUGUUUUUAUGUAAUUUUGGAUUUUUUUUAGUUAUUGUAUUUGUUGGACUACUUUUUUAGGAAUGUCACGUUCAAUUGUAUUUGGAAUACACGUCGGAAACUCAACCGCAUCAAUAGCCAUCUCCAAAGAAGAAGGUAAGGUGGAUGUUCUUGCAAACGAAGCUGGAGACAGAAUAACACCUGCAAUUGUAUCUAUAACUGAUGAAGAAACUGUUGUUGGAAAUGCUGCAAAAACUGGUUUUAUAUCAAAACAAGCUAAUACAAUAACUUUUAAUAAUCGUUUAAUGAACCUUUCUUUGGACGAAAAUGAGAAACGUUCACUCAUAGAAAAUAAUAAAGUCAAAACUAUUGAAGACGGAGGUCAUCUUGCAUACGAAUUACCCUUGGACACUAAAAAGAAAAUUUAUUCUCCUCAAUUCAUUGAAUCAAAUAUUUAUAAAACAUUGUAUGGUAUUGCUAAAAGAGCCACUCACAGUGAAGAUACAAAAUGUUCUUGUGUUGUAACUGUACCAGAAUUUUUUGAUGAUCCAAGUAGAGAAUCAGUUAGAAAUGCAGCGAUUCAAGCUGGAUGGAACGUGCUUCAAGUCGUGAAUGCUCCUAGUGUAACUCCUUUUACUUAUGGAAUUAAUGUUACAGAACCUUUAAAUGAUACGUAUAUUUUAGUAUAUAGACUUGGAGGUAUUAGUUGUGAUGCAACAGUUUUAUACGUAAAUUCUGGUUUAGUGUCAAUUGUAGCAUCUGAACAUACUAAGGCUAUUGGAGGAUAUAAAUUAAUAGAAACACUGAAAGCUCAUUUAAUUGAAGAAGUUAAAAGGAAACAUCGAUCAAAUCCCUCAGAAAAUGCAAGAGCUUCUGCAAAGUUACAAAGAGCUACUGAAGAUGCAGUUCAUUUAUUGUCUACAUUAAAAACAGCAAAUAUAUUUAUUGAAUCAUUGACUGAUGGAAUUGAUUUUGCUGCCUCAGUUUCACAAGCAAGAUUUGAAUCAUUAAUUGCUCAUUUGUUGACUGAUUUUGCUUUGCCUAUUGAAGUUGUUUUAAAGAAAGCUAAUCUUAAAACUUCAGAUAUUAAAAAAGUUUUACUUUGUGGUGGUCCACUCAAAAUACCAAAGUUGAAACAUUAUAUUGGAAACUUAUUCCCGCAUGCAGAUAUACCAAAUGGUAUUAGUCCUGACGAAGUAUUGGCUUACGGGGCGGCUGUACAAGCUAGUUUCUUAGCAAAAUAUUGGAAUACACAUGAUGAUUUACCAGAACCUACCACAGAAGUUCACACAUUAAAUGAAUUAAUAGAAAUUGAUUGUUGUGGGAAAACUUUAAGUUUUGAUCAAAAUGAAAUAUUACCUAGUACAAAAAGUAUAACAACUAGUGUUAAUGUUGAUAAUAUUACUCUUACAGCUACAUCAGGAAAUAAUAAGAGUAAUAAAUCUGAAGCACAUAUAAAUUUGAAAACAGAAGGAGAAAUUACUUUUACAUUAACUGCUAGCGUAGAUCAAUUGCACGUUGAAGCAAAAAAUAUGGACACCGAAUUAAAAUCAUCUGCUAUAUUUGUAGCUGUUUAACUUGUUUUACAAUAUACAAAAUUGCGCAUUCUA